CCAACUGCCUUACAGUUCAAAUAUUAUCACCUCCUGGGUUUUGCUCACACCUCUGUUUCCAAGUGUGAUACUUUUCUAGAGUUGCUGCAUGAAAGACCCAUGCAAACAUCAGAAGAAAAAGCGGGAGUGACUGACUUUGAGGAAUAGCAGGAGUAACUGUAUGUAAAGUGUUGUAGCAAAGGAAAAUUAUUUUCUUCUAAACUAUUUCAAGUGUAGUCAUCUGAGCUAUGUCACUUGUAAAAGCCACUCAGAAAUCUUCAGGAAACGUGCUCUUUUCUUAUUGUGUUGCUCAGAUAAUCAACUUCCCUCCAGCAACAAAAGCUCUCCUUUUAAGAAUCAGGUUGCUUUUGAAAUCAGCAGGGGGCACUUUAUCAUUAAACCAAAUGAGGUCAUCUGUACUGCCAAGUAUCCAGACACAAACAACCAGACACAAGCUUACUGUAAGCUAGUCUUCAUAAAACCCAGCAAAAUGUUCACUAGCAGAGAUAAAAAUGGAGUAUCAUUCAUCUUAUGAUGCUUUUGCCUUACUCUAAGCUGGGGUAUGACAUGUUACUAAACCAACAAACAAGGCUCAGAGAUCACACCUUAGCAAGCUGGAAAUGGUUACUUAUUUCUCCAGAUCUGUGGAGUUUGAAUGCUGCAUUUAUUUUAUAGGAAUUUUCUUCCCAUCUCACUACUGGUAUUAUUUUACUGCAGUUGGGCAUUUCAGAGACCUGGUGUCUAUGCUCUUGCAAGGAACACGUACAGCUGCAUGCCUAGUUCUGAAUUUCCCUAUCUCUUGCCCCAGAAGAGGAAAUAGGCUUGUUUUCAUGUGAUUGACAAGCAGCGGAACUUGUGAAAGUGACACGGGUGUAGAAACAGCAACCCACAGAGCCUUUUGUCUCAGACUGGUUGUAGCUAUCAGUGUGAUCAGGACCCAGAGAAGUUUUACCCUGGAUAUGGAGCGAGAACCAAGGCGAAUAAGGGAAGGAUACUUGGUUAAGAAGGGUAGCAUGUUUAAUACCUGGAAGCCAAUGUGGGUAGUACUCCUAGAAGAUGGAAUUGAAUUUUAUAAGAAGAAGAUUGACAACAGUCCCAAAGGAAUGAUCCCUCUAAAAGGAAGUUCUCUUACUUGCCCAUGUCAGGAUUUUGGUAAAAGGAUGUUUGUCUUCAAGCUUGCCACAGCCAAACAAGAACACUUUUUCCAAGCUGCCUACCUUGAGGAGAGAGAUGCCUGGGUGCGUGACAUAAAGAAGGCUAUUCAGUGCAUUGAGGGAGGCCAAAAGUUUGCCAGAAAAUCCACCAGAAGGUCCAUAAAACUGCCUGAAACCAUCAAUUUGAGUGCUCUGUAUCUUUCAAUGAAGGAUCCAGAAAAAGGAGUAAAAGAAUUGAAGCUGGAAAAGGACAAAAAAGUGUUCAAUCACUGUUUUGCAGGCACAUCUGUGAUUGACUGGCUGGUAUCAAGCAACUCGAUCCGAAAUCGCAAAGAGGGUCUCAUGCUGGCCUCUUCCCUGUUAAAUGAAGGCUACCUGCACCCUGCUGGGGACACUUCCAAAGCUGCAGCUGAAGGAAUAUCAGACACUCCCUUUCUGGAUCUUCCUGAUGCCUAUUAUUACUUUCCAGACAGCGGGUUCUUCUGUGAAGGGAAUUCCAGUGACGAGGAUGUGGUCCUGAAGGAAGAGUUCAGGGGCAUAGUGGUUAAACAGGGAUGUUUACUAAAGCAGGGGCAUCGGAGGAAAAACUGGAAAGUCAGAAAGUUUGUUUUAAGAGAGGACCCUGCAUACCUGCACUACUAUGAUCCAGCCGGGGGAGAAGAUCCAUUAGGAGCAAUUCACUUGAGGGGUUGUGUGGUGAGUGCAGUUGAAGACAUGCCAGAUGCCAAGAAGCAUGAAGCUGACAGCAACCUUUUUGAAAUCAUCACAGCAAACGAUGUGCACUAUUUCUUGCAAGCAGCCGCCUCUACAGAGCGCACAGAGUGGAUCAAAGCAAUUCAGCUGGUUGCUAGGACCGGGAAGUAAAUAUUUGCCACCUGCAAAAUGCCUUCCGCUCUCAACCUUCCAAGGGAUUUUGAGAUGUAAACCAGAGAAAGUGAUUUAAUCUGGACAUCUUCCAUGUUUCAGGGAUGUAUUUGGUAGCUGUGUUGGUCUGAGACAAAAAGAAAUGCAAAAAUCUAGAACUC
Messenger RNA from Gavialis gangeticus (Gharial), 2158 nucleotides. RefSeq names its product pleckstrin (gene PLEK). Bases 939 to 1997 code for a protein of 352 amino acids. The transcript is spliced from 9 exons. NCBI's taxonomy places the organism in Eukaryota, Metazoa, Chordata, Crocodylia, Gavialidae. Gene Ontology annotation, cellular component: plasma membrane. Gene Ontology annotation, biological process: actin cytoskeleton organization; intracellular signal transduction. The record is from RefSeq and is a predicted model, not a curated record.